Messenger RNA from Helianthus annuus (common sunflower), 743 nucleotides. Its product is annotated as calmodulin-7. NCBI's taxonomy places the organism in Eukaryota, Viridiplantae, Streptophyta, Magnoliopsida, Asterales, Asteraceae. The record is from RefSeq and is a predicted model, not a curated record. Gene Ontology annotation, molecular function: calcium ion binding; enzyme regulator activity. The coding region runs from base 70 to 618 and encodes 182 amino acids. The transcript is spliced from 3 exons.
CCAAAAACACAAGAACCCCUAAAAUCUCCUCUUUAUUUCCUGUUAUUUUCAUCUUAAAUUCACAAAUUAAUGGCUAAUCAGCUCACAGAUGAUCAAAUCUCCGAGUUCAAAGAAGCUUUUAGCCUUUUUGAUAAGGAUGGAGAUGGCUACAUCACGACGAAGGAGCUUGGAACCGUUAUGAGGUCUCUUGGACAAAACCCCACAGAGGCCGAACUUCAGGACAUGAUCAACGAGGUUGAUGCUGAUGGAAACGGUACCAUUGAUUUCCCUGAGUUUCUUGGUCUAAUGGCCAAGAAGAUGAAGGACAACGAUUCUGAGGAGGAGCUUAAGGAGGCUUUUAAGGUUUUCGAUAAGAACCAAGAUGGUGUCAUAUCUGCAGCCGAGCUUCGUCAUGUUAUGACCAAUCUUGGUGAGAAGCUGACGGAUGAGGAAAUUGAUGAGAUGAUUCGUGAGGCUGAUGUUGACGGUGAUGGAAAGAUCAACUAUGAGGAAUUUGUUAAGAUCAUGAUGGCCAAAAGGAGAAGAAGAGGAAGGGAAGAAGGUAGCAUGCAAUCAACAUCAAGAACCACUACAUUAAGUGGGAGGAAAAAGAGUCGUUUUACUUGUGUUGUCCUCUGAUUAUACCAAUAUUCUCGUGUAUAAUAAAGUUAAUUUAACCGGGUAUUAUGACGUCAUAAAUGAGUGUAUUGUCUAUGCAAAAAAACUCAUAUUUGUGAAUAAAUGAUUAAUAUUCAAGUCUCUAA